AUUCUGGGGAAUGAAGUUGCGGUUGCACAUCUUUUGGAGGUGGACCUCGGCACUCAGCAUCUUCAUCCCCCACCCAAAACCUUCAUCUGUUUCGGCUCCUUUUGUUUCUCUACUCUCCGUUCCUCCGGUUCGUCGCAUCGGACGUGUGGAGCCCUCAUGGGCAGUGUUCUGGCCUUGGCUGGUGCGGGCCGUCAGAACUGGCCUUUCUCCUCGGACACACCCCCUACCCAGUGGGACACGCCCCUUCCCCACUGGGAUACGCCCCCUCGCUGGGAGAGGAGGGACGGACGCCUCCCCAACCCCGGGAGCUUCCAUGCCCUGCAUCAUUCGUGCAAGGAUGUUUUCCCACAGCAGAUUGAAGGAGUAAAGAUGAUGGUCAACAAAACCCUUAGCAGCUUCUUCAAAGCCAGUCAUACCUUCCACCUCAGUGCAGUGAGUCCGUCUCAAUACCGCUUCCAUGUGGAGCACCGUCAGUCUGACAGUCACGGCAAAGAUACGGACUCCCCCGUGCUGAUCGGUGAGAUGGACUCCUCCGGCAGUCUGAAUGCUCAUUCGCUGCUGCAUCUUAGCGAACGAAUCAGGGCCAAGGCUGUGUUUCAGACCCAGCAGGCUCAGUUCAUGACGUGGCAGUUUGAGACGGAGUACAGAGGAAGUGACUUCACAGCAGCUGUUACCAUGGCGAACCCUGAUGUCCUACGGGAGUCAGUGAUCCUGGUUGCCCACUUCCUCCAGAGUGUGUGUUCAGGGUUGGUGUUGGGAGGAGAGCUGGUCUACCACAGAGGAAGACAUGAAGAGGGAGGCAUUCUCACCCUGGCUGGACAGUACUCAGGUCCUAAUUGGGUGGCGACACUGAAUGCUGGGAAAGGAGGAGCUCACGCCAGCUACUACCAUAGAGCUAACAAACAGGUACACAUUGGGGUAGAGUUUGAGGCCAGUACCAGGACCCAGGAAACGACGGCCUCCUUCGGGUACCAGAUGGAACUACCAGAGGCUAACAUGGUGUUCAGAGGCAUGGUUAACAGUAGGUGUAUAAUUGGAGGAGUACUGGAGAAGAGUCUGUCUCCUCUCCCUGCUACACUGCUGAUGGGAGCCUUCGUUAAUCACCGUGGUGACAAACUGCAGGUGGGGCUGGGAAUCAAUGUGGGCUAGACUACAACACCCACAACCCUCUACAGAAGGGACUCCCUCACACGCCCUCUCCCAGCCCUGUGGCCUCGUGGGAAACGGCGUUCCUGUUUUUGGAGGAAGAAAAUGGUGCAGCAAGAAUUCCCCUAGCGACCACAUGGCAACUGUUACAUCGCUUCCUGUUGAAAAACCUGAACUGGACAGACUCACGAGAUGUCAGCUCCACACAUAGAGAGCGAUAGAGGACUAAAUUUAGUAUCUGUGACAUUAUAUCAUCUGACACAGCAUGGGCAUUUUGAAGUAGUACAUUCUCUUCUUAAACGAUUGGCUGAUCAAUCUUGAUGACCCAGUUAAACAUGGCUCCAAUAGGUUAAUCGGGAGGGAUCGGCCAAUAGAGUUGGAAGUCCCACCCAGUUGACUACAUUAAAAUGGUGGAUGGAAUCCAUCAACGGCGCUGUCCAUGCUAAUAUGGCCCUUUGGCCACUGGAGGUCUCUAUCGUUCUCUAUGACUCCCCACACCUCAUAAUGCAUAAUGGACAGCUCAUAGCAUUAACCAUGUGUUUGAUACCAUUCCAAUGAUUCCGUUCCAGCCAGUACCACGAACCCAUCCUCCCCAAGUAAGGUACCACCAACCUCCUGUGCUCACCUCCCAUCCCCCAUAAUGCACCUCACCUCCCACAUAACGUACUCUAUGUAUACUAUAUAUUGUAAUAUCAUAAUAUAUUUGUACUCUAUGUGGGGCCCUCUAGAGAUUAAACUGAUGUUGAGACUGGGACCCUCUAGAGAUGAAACUGAUGUUGAGACUGGGACCCUCUAGAGAUUAAACUGAUGUUGAGACUGGGACCCUCUAGAGAUUAAACUGAUGUUGAGACUGGGACCCUCUAGAGAUUAAACUGAUGUUGAGAUUGGGACCCUCUAGAGAUUAAACUGAUGUUGAGAUUGUGGGACCCUCUAAAGAUUAAACUGAUGUUGAGACUGGGACCCUCUAGAGAUUACACCCAGACAGAAUGAUCUCUAGAGAUAACGGGCAGACAGAAUUAUCUCUAGAGAUAACGGCCAGACAGGAUGAUCUCUAGAGAUAACGGCCAGACAGAAUGAUCUCAUCCUCCACAAGCCCAGGAGCAGGAGAUAUUACUAUAUUAUACACUGAAUGUACCAAAUAUUAAGAACACCUUCCUAAUAUUGAGUUG
This is a messenger RNA of Oncorhynchus keta (chum salmon), 2315 nucleotides long. RefSeq lists its product as uncharacterized. Gene Ontology annotation, molecular function: transmembrane protein transporter activity. Gene Ontology annotation, biological process: protein import into mitochondrial matrix. Bases 157 to 1149 code for a protein of 330 amino acids. Lineage: Eukaryota; Metazoa; Chordata; Actinopteri; Salmoniformes; Salmonidae. The transcript is spliced from 11 exons. The record is from RefSeq and is a predicted model, not a curated record. Gene Ontology annotation, cellular component: mitochondrial outer membrane translocase complex; mitochondrial outer membrane.